Molecule: messenger RNA, 978 nt
Organism: Fimicolochytrium jonesii
Lineage: Eukaryota; Fungi; Chytridiomycota; Chytridiomycetes; Spizellomycetales; Powellomycetaceae
Exons: 1
Coding region: 138-839 (233 amino acids)
Molecular function (GO): protein binding
Source: RefSeq, a predicted model, not a curated record
AACGCACCGCAACAAAGCACGCACGCGUUUCAACGGGGCACUGGGCACAAGUGAGCAGGUCUUGGGAGGCAGCUUUGGGAGGCAAUUGAAAGGUUGAGAAUCUUGCCUGUGCAGGUUGCCCAACCAACGGUCAGCAGAUGGAGAGGAAGAAGAGGGCCGCACAACCGGUCGCCUUUUCACUGAAGACGGACGGGAAGAGGCAGCGGCGGUCGCCGGCUUCAGCGGUCACUGGUCGGGAAGCUGUCCCGUUCUCGGCAUUCGACGACCCGGACGACGAACAGAACGGAAACUCGUUCCUAGACGACCCGACAUACUCCCUCGCACGUGCCGGAAGCGCCCCGCUCCUAGUAGAUCCCGCGACCCAGUUCCGCAAACUCACAAAGGAAGGGUCAACGCUCGCCGAAGCUGGAAGAUAUGCUGAUGCGCUCUCGCGUUGGUCGCAAGCCCUAAGCCUUGUGGACUCUCUUUCUAAGUCCCUUCAAACGGCGCUAAAAUUCAAUGUGCCUUUGGAAACAUCCUAUCUACGUGAGAUGCGCGCUCAAACUUUCAUGGCGCGGCGAGAGUGGUUUCGCGCCGUCAAGGAAGCGGAGGAGGUUGUGAAGGUUUUGCCGGAAUGGGUUGUAGGGUGGCAGACGCUGGGAAGGGCGCAGAUGGGGUUCGGGGAGCCUGCGUUGGCUGUGACGUCUUUUCAGCGAGUGUUGGAUCAAGAGAGCGGGAAGGAAGAUGAGCUGGAGACCAUAAGGGAGGUGAGGGAGGAGGAUAUGCCUUUUGCGAAGAGGAUGGUGGAAAAGUUGAAGGAGGAAGGUCUGUUGCAUGCCCGAGUGGAGGAAGCUGAGUGAGAAUGGAAGUCACUGGGCAACGCCGCAGGAGCCGUUGUCUAUACAGCGUCUUAUUUUUGGGGGCUGGCGUAUCGAAGGCCAUUAAAUCAGAUUGCAAACGGAAGCAAAGUGGGCUAUUACGCCAAUGUAGUAAAAAAUG